CGAGACCAGAGUGCCGCGCCCAAUGCGAGACUCGUACGGAGUAGCAGACGGCUGCAGAAAGGCACGGCAAAAACAAUCCCGUUAACUGAGAAAAACUACGAGCUCCCGUCUGCCCCAGAGUCACUGUCCAUUCCUGUCGCACACCAAGACUCAUUUAAGCGUGUGCGAUGAACGGAGACUCAGGUGCAGGGGUGGUGACGGCCCCCCCGCCCACCAAUCCCCCUCAUAAGGAGCGUUAUUUCGACCGUGUGGAUGAGAGUAGCCCCGAGUACCAAAGAGAAAGAAACAUGGCACCCGACCUGCGGCAGGACUUCAACAUGAUGGAACAGAAAAAGAGAGUCUCCAUGAUCCUGCAAAGUCCAGCCUUCUGUGAUGAACUGGAGUCUCUGAUCCAGGAUCAGAUGAAGAAAGGUAAAAACCCUACCAGCCUGCUAGCUCUCCAGCAGAUCGCUGACUUUAUGACCACCAGUGUGCCCACCAUGUACCCAGCUGCCCCACAGGGAGGCAUGGCAGCCCUCAACAUGAGUUUGGGGAUGGUGACUCCAGUGAAUGACCUCAGGGGUUCAGACUCCAUUGCUUAUGACAAGGGAGAGAAGCUGCUGCGCUGUAAAUUGGCUGCGUUUUACCGUCUGACCGACCUGUUCGGGUGGUCUCACCUUAUCUACAACCAUCUGACUGUCCGACUGAACUCUGAACAGGAGCGCUUUCUGAUUGUCCCUUUUGGGCUUCUGUACAGUGAAGUCACAGCCUCCAGUCUGGUGAAAAUAAAUCUGCAGGGGGAAAUUGUUGACCGGGGCAGCACUAAUCUGGGUGUUAACCAGGCCGGGUUCACCCUCCACUCUGCCAUCUAUGCUGCCCGUCCUGAUAUCAAGUGCAUAGUACACAUUCACACUCCCGCUGGGGCUGCGGUGUCCGCUAUGAAGUGUGGUCUGCUACCUAUAUCUCCUGAAGCUCUGGCACUUGGAGAGGUGGCGUACCAUGAUUACCACGGUAUCUUGGUGGAUGAGGAAGAGAACGUUCUCAUACAGAAGAACCUGGGUCCAAAGAGCAAGGUGCUAAUUUUGAGGAAUCACGGUCUGGUGUCAGUUGGGGAGACAGUCGAAGAAGCUUUUUACUACAUUCACAACCUGGUCACCGCCUGUGAGAUUCAGGUCCGCACCCUUGCCAGUGCCGGCGGCCCUGACAACCUGGUGAUGUUGGACCCAGGGAAGUAUAAGUCCCGCCCACAUCACCUUGAGCCAGCUGGAGACGGGUCGAGCCCGCACCCAAAGUGGCAGGUCGGGGAGCAGGAGUUUGAAGCUUUGAUGAGGAUGCUGGAUAAUUUGGGCUACAGGACUGGCUAUCCGUACCGUUGUCCAGCGCUGCGUGACAAAACUAAAAAGUACAGUGAUGUUGAGAUUCCCCCGUCAGCGACGGGCUAUUCAUACACAGACGACAGUGACUCGGGUGCUCGCUCCCCGUUAAAACACAGCUUUCAGCGGCAACAGCGGGAUAAGAGCCGCUGGCUGGCCUCCGGGCGGCCUGACGAAUCCGCAGAGGAGGGGCAGGACAGCAGCGGUAGCCCCAAGGCGAAGACUAAGGUGUGGACGAACAUAACACACGAUCACGUCAAACCCUUGCUGCAGUCGCUCUCGUCCGGUGUCUGCGUGCCAAGCUGUAUUACCAACUGCUUGUGGACUAAGGAGGACAGUGUCCGGCAGGCUGCUGUGGCCAAUCAGUUUGUCCCGCUGAACACCAACCCUAAAGAAGUACAAGAGAUGCGCAACAAGAUUCGUGAGCAGAACCUGCAAGACAAGAAGAGCGCCGGCCCUCAGUCGCAGUUGCUCACAGGUGCGGUGGUGGAUCGCUCCUACGUCCAGCGAGUGACCAUGUGGCAUGACGCACCCCUUUCUGACUGCACGGACUCUAUUGAUGGCAUUGACCUAUCAGACAACUUAAGUCCUGCUAGGUCUGUUCGAAAGGGGGAGCUGGUGACCGCAUCUAAAGCCAUUAUUGAGAAGGAGUACCAGCCACGAGUGAUUGUGACUAAAACUGGACCAAAUCCCUUCAACAAACUCACAAACCAAGAGAUGGAGGAAUAUUACAGAGAAGUGGAGCUCAAGCAGAAAGGACAGGAAGCACAGGUCGAGGAGUCCGUCGACACCCGACUUUCAGGUCCUGAGGAAGUCCAGACCCCCUCCGGGCCUUCAGACAUCACCUCCACACAGGAGAACGAUGAGCCCCGGGUCACUGAGACUCCACCACCCUCUAUAAUCUCUAGUCGAGAUGCUGAAUCUGAGCCUGUAUCGGGUCGAGAGAGCCCAUCACGUCCUUCAGAUUCCCCUCAUAAGGAUUUUCACUGUGCGGUACUGAAAGCUCUGGGCUGUGACACAGAACUGACCUCACUUUCUCAACCCGAACAUAACGGCCCGGCCGCAGGUCAGACACAAGAAACUGAAGAAGUUCCCAGCGGUACCUGUACUCCACCCAGCUCACCUGUGUGUCUAGAUGAAGAACCGACACAACAGAACCAGAACCAGUCGAGCAAAGACGAGAGUGACGCCGCCACUUUAAAACAAACCCUCCCUGAUCUCACCCCUGAUGAAUCCACUGAAGUCACCACCCUACCUGCAGAAGACCCCGCCCCUGAACAGACAGACCCCGCCCCUCAACAUGAAGGGGAGGAGCCUGCCGGUGACGAUGCUGCGGGUGACCCAGGCAGUGAUGAAUCUCCCAACAAAUCCCCUUCAAAGAAGAAGAAAAAGUUUCGCACCCCAUCUUUCCUGAAGAAAAACAAAAAGAAGUCAGAAACCUAGAGAGGAAGCUUGCUCAGUGUUUGGCAAUACCUGUCUUUAAAUCCUUUAGUUUUAUUUCUUCACUUUUAUUGUGUCAAUCUCUUUUUAUCAUUAAAAGCAUAGAUAUCUUUUUAUUCUGUUAACCGUUUUUAAUAAAUGCCGGCCGACUGCUAAAGUCACUUUGGAAAGAGCGUGACAUGAAGGCAUGUAAAUCAUCUCACGCUUUAACAACAUCAUCAGUUUCAAUGUUUUUAUAAAGAAUAAUGUGAGGCGUAUGAAAAACCACUAUAAUGUAUGAGAAUGCAUCCGAUGUUAUUAAGAAAAAGAAAUUUAUGAAAAAGUUUAGGACCCUUGUGGUGUUAAAAUAAGUUGAGAAUUCAGCCGCAUGCUUCUGAUCGAUGUCUAUUUAGUUUUUAAUAAACAGAUACACAGAGUGACCCAAAAUAAAAUCAUGAAAUACAACAGAUCUCACCUGAACAGAUGCAGAAGAGUCCAAAAGAUCUGAAGAUGAUAGAAAAUAAACAUGUUUGAUUUGACAGAUAUUGUUAAAGUCUCUGUCAGGAAAAUGUUCAUGUCCUAUUUCAACCUAAAAUAUAAAAUAUUUGUCUUCAGUCAGAUUUAAUUGAAUUUGUUUUUUAAAAUCAAUAUCUGGAUCUUUCUACAGUAUGUUGACACACGAUGACUCCUGUUUGCAAUAUAUCUACACCACACAACUUUCAUCCUGCAGUGAUGUGAAUGAAAUGUUGACUUUUUAUUUGAUUGUAUAUUUUUAGCUGUAGGUUUACGUUCAGUAGCUUGACAACACUGUCAUAACAUUAAUCUUUAUCUGUAUCACUGACACUAUUAAACAUCCUGCCUUGAAUCAAAGACAAACAACCCGACUCCUUGAUUCAUGUUUCAUACAGACACUGAUGACAUCACAGUUGAUUGACAGUUUUGUGAUGUUUAUAGACACUCACACACAAUCCUAGUGUUUGUCUGGAGCAUCACAAAUGACCAUGAGUGAAUCUCACUAAGAUAUAUCCAGGUUAUGUUUCAGACUUUGGUUUAAAAUAUGAGCCGGUCACUUCAUGAGAUUCACAAAUCUUAAACAAAUGAUUGAUUUAAGUUUAGAAGAAAUACAAACACAGGAAAAAUAUGAAGAAUAUUAAUGAUGAAAGAUUAUUUUUGAGUUUACAACAUGAAUCACAUGUAUGAGUUUGAUUUGGAUGAGAAUAAAUCAGAAAUCUCUGAUGUUCACUAACAAACACAACACAAGAGUUUACUGAAGGACUUCAUGACCUUUAACUUUUGUUGUUUGUCCUCUGAACUUUCUGUUGAUUUUCUUCUCAACUCUUUCAUUCAGUAAUUAUUUAGUUUGAUGAUUUUAUUUGAAGCCCCGUCUGUCAGUUUCUAACAUGCAGAUGAUGUUGAAUCUCUGAAUGAUUUUCUCUUGUAUGUAAUACAACUUUAAAUCACAUUUCUGUGUUUUCAUGCUACUUUAUAUUUUGCAGCCAUGAAUAAAAUGUAAUCUUUAAAAGCA
Messenger RNA from Paramisgurnus dabryanus, 4296 nucleotides. The record is from RefSeq and is a predicted model, not a curated record. NCBI's taxonomy places the organism in Eukaryota, Metazoa, Chordata, Actinopteri, Cypriniformes, Cobitidae.